AAAAUUCAACAAAAUUAUUUAUAAAAUUAAAAAAAAAACAGAAACAACAACCGGACUUAUAAUGAACGAAUAUAUUGAUUUCAUAAACAAAUUACAACAAUAUGUCGAUGAAUCUAAAUGGAUCGAAUUAACAUUGGUAGAAGAUAGAUGGAAUCUUGUACAGGAAUUUAUUGAACAAAAUAUGGAAAACUAUACGGAUUGUGAAAAACUUUUGUAUUGUUUUGAAAAAUCGAAAUCAUUGGCAAACAGAAUAUCUUUCAUUGAAGCUCGUAAAUCUUUUCGUCAAGAUCAUUCGUUGGUCAUCGCUUAUAAUCGAUUACGAAAUAAAGUAACAUCGGAAGAAAGUUGUCCGAUUCAUCGAAAAAAGUUUAGGACUCAUCCAAUUAUGUUUAAUCAUUUGCGAUCAUAUCAUCCGGAUGUUUAUGUUGGAUACAAAGCCUGAACCUUUACCGGCCUUGGAAUCGGGAUAAUUCAUUUUGAUUCUAUGCUCAUCAUUUCAACAAUUUUUUUUUCAAAUAAAUUUU
Messenger RNA from Dermatophagoides pteronyssinus (European house dust mite), 524 nucleotides. RefSeq lists its product as uncharacterized. The record is from RefSeq and is a predicted model, not a curated record. NCBI's taxonomy places the organism in Eukaryota, Metazoa, Arthropoda, Arachnida, Sarcoptiformes, Pyroglyphidae.